Brassica oleracea var. oleracea is the source of this 4097-nucleotide messenger RNA. RefSeq lists its product as uncharacterized. Gene Ontology annotation, cellular component: mitochondrial outer membrane. The coding region runs from base 137 to 3871 and encodes 1244 amino acids. Gene Ontology annotation, molecular function: ATP hydrolysis activity; protein binding; ATP binding. The transcript is spliced from 27 exons. Lineage: Eukaryota; Viridiplantae; Streptophyta; Magnoliopsida; Brassicales; Brassicaceae. The record is from RefSeq and is a predicted model, not a curated record.
UGUGUAUAUAUACAAAAACAAAGCUUUGCAGUAAAAAUCGUUCCUUUGCGAAAAUCUCCUCUUUCUUUCGAAGCGUUUCUGAUUAGGGGGAUCAAAGCGGCGGCGAACAAGAAGAGAGAUUCGUUUCUAGACAAUCAUGGUGGAGACAAGACGCAGCUCAUCCGCUUCAAAGCGGAACUCUCCUCCCGAAACUUCAUCGUCACGCCCUACCAAACGCUCCAAGGCGACGGCGGCGGAACCGGCGGGGUCUUCGUCGGCGGCGAGUGAUGCGCCGAUUGAGAAUAAUCAGAACCCUGUUUCGGCUCCUGGAUCCGAAUCUGGAGAGCCUUCGAAGCUGGGAACUAAUGAUCCAGUUAUUGCAAACGAUGCGAGCUGUCCUGAUGCCGACACUAACCAACAAGUCCAAGGCUUGGUGACGCCAACACCCACAGGUGAAGUUGUGGCUGAAGCUGACAAGUCUAAAAAAGCUGAGAAGCUGUGGCUGAAGCGGACUAAGGCUCCUUGGGCGAAGCUUAUUUCUCAGUAUCCACAGAACCCUCAUCGUGUCAUGAGAGGCCCUGUGUUUACUGUUGGACGGCGAGGAUGCGAUUUAUCUAUCAAAGAUCAGUCCAUGCCUAGCGUUCUAUGUGAACUGAGGCAGAUGGAGCAGGGAGGUCCUUCAGUUGCCUCGCUGGAGAUAAUUGGGACUGGAGUUCUUGUUCAGGUCAAUGGCAAGGUUUAUCAAAAGAGCACUUGUGUUCAUCUGCGGGGUGGUGAUGAGGUUGUCUUCAGCAACCCUGGGAAGCAUGCUUAUAUCUUUCAGCCUCUGAAAGAUGAGAAUCUAGCUGCACCAGAUAGAGCUUCUUCAGUGAGCAUUUUCGAAGCGCAAAGUGCUGCCCCUCGGAAAGGGCUUCAUGUUGAGACAAGAGCAGGAGACUCUUCAUCAUGUUCUCUAUUGGCGUCUUUAAGAAAGAUACACAAUCUCCCUUUUCUACCACCUCCUGCUAAAAACGGCAAAAUGCAGCAAAAUCCAGAGGUUUCUGUGCUGCCUUCUAGCUCCGAUGAUUGCAUUCCGGAUGUUGAUAUGAAUGAUGCGGAUAGUAGCAAUGAUCAUGCUGCGAUUGCUUCGGCGGAUAAAUCAGUUGUCUCACCCUCUUUAACUGCCAACGAUGACCUUAAUGCUGAUGGAAACGGAAUGGAUCCAUCUCAAGAAACUGAAGAAGGUGUAAGUAUUCCUGGUCCUGGAUAUGAAAUUAGACCAAUAUUUUUGCGCCUACUUGAUUUAAGGGGUAACGUUUCCAAAAUACUGAAGGAUGAUGGAAGGGAAGUGAAGGAAGUGCCGAAAGAGUGUGACAGUUCAUCAGCUUCGGUGGCAACCAGACGUCAAGCACAUAAGGAUUUUCUGCGAGCAGGAGUACUCAAUCCUCAGGACAUAGAAGUUUCUUUUGAGAACUUCCCAUACUUUUUAAGUGGCACAACUAAGGAUGUUUUGAUAGCAUCAACAUAUGUCCAUAUGAAGUCUGAAAGCAAGUUUGCAAAGUAUGCAUCAGACCUGUCGACAGUGUGUCCCCGUAUCUUGCUCUCUGGGCCAGCUGGCUCUGAGAUAUAUCAGGAAGCUUUAGCAAAAGCGCUUGCGAAAAAUUAUGGGGCCAAAUUGAUGAUUGUUGACACACUCUUAUUACCUGGGGGACCAACAGCUAAGGAAUCAGAUUCUUCCAAAGAUAGUUCCAGGCGUGAAAGAUUAACUGUGAUUGCCAAACGAGCCGUACAGGCGGCUGCACAUGCUGCCGUCAUGCAGCAUAAGAAACCAACUUCAAGUGUUGAGGCUGAUAUAACAGGUGGAUCAACAUUGAAUUCUCAGGCUGUUAUGAGGCAAGAAGUGUCAACCGCAACCUCUAAAAGUUACACCUUUAAAACUGGUGAUCGAGUGAAGUUUGUAGGCCCUGCAACUUCUUCAGUUACUUCUUUCCAUACCGCACAUAGUGCUAUUCUAUCUAGGGGACCGACAACAGGUUUGCAGGGCAAAGUACUCCUUGCGUUUGAAGACAAUGUAUCUUCAAAAAUCGGGGUUAGAUUUGAUAGACCGAUAGUAGAUGGCAAUGAUCUUGGUGGUCUAUGCGAAAAGGACCGUGGUUUCUUUUGUACUGCUACUUCACUUCGGUUAGAUAGUUAUUCCAGUGACAAUGCUGAUAGACUUGCCAUUAAUGAAAUCUUUGAGGUGCUUACUAACGAAAGUGAAAAAGGGUCAUUGAUAUUGUUCUUGAAAGACAUUGAUAAAUCUGUGUCGGGGAACACGGAAGUGUAUGUAACUUUGAAGAGCAAGCUUGAGAAAUUACCGGAGAAUGUUGUUGUCAUAGCCUCGCAAACCCAAUUGGACAACCGAAAGGAGAAAUCCCAUCCUGGAGGUUUCUUGUUCACAAAGUUUGGCAGCAACCAGACAACAUUGCUGGAUCUUGCAUUUCCGGAUAACUUUGGUGGUAGACUGCAGGAUAGGAACAAAGAAAUGCCUAAAUCACUGAAACAAAUCACUAGGCUAUUUCCUAACAAAGUGACCAUCCAGUUACCUGAGGACGAAGCUUUGCUGUUGGACUGGAAGGAGAAACUCGAACGUGAUACAGAGAUCCUAAAGGCUCAAGCUAAUCUUUCAAGCAUCCGUGCGGUUCUUAGCAAAAACCGUCUGGAGUGCCCUGACCUCGAAACCUUGUGCAUCAAAGAUCAAUCCCUUCCGACUGAUAGCGUGGAGAAAGUGGUUGGCUGGGCUUUCAGUCACCAUCUUAUGACCUGCUCAGAACCGACGGUCAAAGACAACAAGCUUAUCAUCUCUGCCGAAAACAUCACAUAUGGCCUGCAGGUGUUGCAUGGGAUUCAAAACGAAAACAAGAGCACAAAGAAAUCUCUCAAAGAUGUUGUUACUGAGAAUGAAUUCGAGAAGAAGCUACUAUCAGACGUCAUUCCUCCAAGCGAUAUUGGUGUUUCGUUUGAUGAUAUUGGGGCGUUGGAAAAUGUGAAAGACACCUUGAAGGAGUUGGUGAUGCUUCCUCUUCAAAGACCUGAAUUGUUUGGCAAAGGCCAGCUCACAAAGCCUACAAAGGGUAUACUGUUGUUUGGACCGCCUGGUACAGGGAAGACUAUGCUGGCAAAGGCAGUUGCAACUGAGGCUGGUGCAAACUUUAUCAAUAUUUCAAUGUCCAGCAUUACUUCGAAGUGGUUUGGUGAGGGAGAGAAGUAUGUAAAAGCCGUUUUCUCUUUAGCAAGUAAGAUAGCUCCGAGCGUCAUCUUUGUUGAUGAGGUUGAUAGCAUGUUGGGAAGAAGGGAGAAUCCAGGAGAACAUGAAGCUAUGCGUAAGAUGAAGAACGAAUUCAUGAUAAACUGGGACGGUUUGCGCACAAAGGAUAAAGAACGAGUUUUAGUGCUAGCUGCUACCAACAGGCCAUUCGACCUUGACGAAGCUGUGAUUAGAAGGCUUCCGCGAAGGUUGAUGGUUAAUCUGCCGGAUUCAGCAAACAGAUCGAAGAUCUUGAGCGUAAUAUUGGCAAAAGAAGAGAUGGCAGAGGACGUAGAUUUGGAAGCUAUAGCCAACAUGACAGAUGGGUACUCUGGGAGUGACUUGAAGAAUCUUUGCGUGACCGCAGCACAUCUACCCAUCCGAGAGAUACUGGAAAAGGAAAAGAAGGAGAGAAGUGUAGCUCAAGCCGAAAACCGACCAAUGCCGCAGUUGUAUAAUAGUACUGACAUUAGACCCUUGAACAUGAAGGAUUUCAAGACCGCACAUGAACAGGUGUGUGCGAGUGUGUCGACUGAUUCAUCGAACAUGAACGAGCUUCAGCAGUGGAACGAGCUAUAUGGAGAAGGAGGUUCAAGGAAGAAGACGUCACUCAGCUACUUCAUGUAAAGAUAAAACAGAGCGGAGGCAUGGAAGUUGUUUUUUGUUUUUCCCUUUAUCCAUAUUGAAAAAACUCUCGUUGAUCCUUUAAGAGAGAGAAGAAUCCUCUUGAAUGAUCUAAAAAUGUUUUGUUCGCUCGAGAAACAUCCGAUGUGCAAUCUAUUAUUACAUGCUUAAUGGUGCUUAAUGAUGUACUCUGAACUACUAUGUAUAUAGAGAAGGUUUAGUUAUUUAA